Callorhinus ursinus (northern fur seal) is the source of this 1141-nucleotide messenger RNA. The record is from RefSeq and is a predicted model, not a curated record. NCBI's taxonomy places the organism in Eukaryota, Metazoa, Chordata, Mammalia, Carnivora, Otariidae.
UGGUCACGUGGCCGUCGCGGCAAGGCGCCGUAGUUCGCCAGCUUUCCCAGCGGCGGUGGGCCGUGUGCGAGGUGGUGCAGCCACAGCUCCCUGCGUCCGCUACGAGGACUGAGCGCGCCCGUCCGAUAAGCGGCACGGUGUAAAUGUAUGAGCAGGAGGUGAGUCACAGUCGAAGUUUGAAAGGCGCUGCACCGAGUAAAGGCGUAAUCUGCAGCAAUCAAGGUGUUUGGCAAGGCGCAGACCUGUCCAGAGGUGUAUAAUGAAUCCAAGUAUGAAGCAGAAACAAGAAGGAAUCAAAGAGAGUGUAAAGAAUAGUCCUGUGCCAAGAAGAACUCUGAAGAUGAUUCAGCCUUCAGCAGCUGGAUCACUUGUUGGAAGAGAAAAUGAGUUGGUUAAAGCCUUGUCCAAAAGGAAACAUUGGAACGACCAGUUAACAUCUAAGGCUUCCAGCUCUGGAGUUGUUUUUGUCCCAGAACAUAGUGAAAAUAAAAAUUUUAGUGAAAUUACUCAAGAAGCAUUUGAUCUUAUGAUUGCAGAAAAUCCAUCCUCUCAAUAUUGGAAAGAAGUGGCAGAAAAACGGAGGAAGGCGCUCUAUGAAGCACUUAAGGAAAAUGAGAAACUUCACAAAGAAAUUGAACAAAAGGACAGUGAGAUUGCCCGCCUGAAGAAGGAAAACAAAGAACUGGCAGAGGUAGCAGAGCACGUACAGUAUAUGGCAGAGGUGAUAGAGAGACUGCAUGAGGAACCUCUGGAUAACUCUGAAUCACCAAACAGUCAGGAAUGUGACUUGGAAGAGGAAACCGGUGAGGACUCGGACGUGGAAGCCCCAGAUGUUGGUACGUGUACUGAAGAUGCUGUGUCUUCCUUGACAGAUGCAAAACCGUGUGUGUGAAAGUCAUGCUUAUCUGACUUGAGAAAUUUACUGCCAGAGUUUACUUCCACUAGAGUUCUUGGUAGCAGAGCAGACAACUGUGUACUGCAGAGUUGGAAUCAGACCUCCUUGUUUGAAUCCUGGGACCCCCGUUGUAUUAAAAUACAAAUACUAUGUAUUUUUAAUCUAUUGAUGUUUUAUGUAAAUAGCCUUUUCUCAGUGGUCAAACAUGACUUGUGUAUGAUAAAUAAACUUCAGUCUCUUGUUGAG